CUGCAGCUGGGCGGUUCUGCUCCCUCUCUGCUGCUUUACAGCAGCUCUGUCAGUGACAUUUACUCUGGAGAGUAAGAAAACCUUAGAAAAUCUGAAGUUGGAGGUUGAAAAUAAUUUUAAAAGAGAGGACAUGAGAACUGGACCUGGUCACAGAUGCUUGAUGUCUCUACCUGUCCUUCCCUGGGAGGAGGUCAAGGAAACAAGGCACAGCUGAAAGAGAGGAGGCUGGAUGAAGUUCAUCACUUCCCUGCAAACAUUGUGUCUGUGGUUCUUGGGAGACUGAUGGGAAAAUGAGGAAUUAGGAAAUGAAGACAUAAAAAAUCCUGCUAGAAACAAGCCUGAAAUUGAUGUGGUCAGAAGGAAGGAAUGGAAAUGAUUCCUGUGGUUUGCAACUGGAAGAUGAUGGGCUCUGCAUCCAGGACAGCAUCACAUCCACGGCACUCGAAAGGAGUGAAUGAGAUGAACUGUUUGGGUUAUAGUAUCUGAAAGGCUAAAUUAUUCUCUUGGAGAGACGUUCUAAAUGAGCCUGACCGAGAUCCUGGAUCUGUGUGAAGAGGACUAAGGAUAUAGGAUGUCAACUGAGACAGAACUUCAAGUGGCUGUUAAAACCAGCACAAAGAAAGACUCCAAAAAGAAAGGUCAGGAUCGCAGCGAAGCCACUUUAAUAAAGAGGUUUAAAGGUGACGGUGUCCGAUACAAAGCAAAACUGAUUGGGAUAGAUGAGGUUUCUGCAGCACGAGGAGACAAGUUAUGCCAAGACUCUAUGAUGAAGCUCAAGGGAAUUGUUGCUGCGGCUCGUUCGAAAGGAGAACAUAAACAAAAAGUCUUCUUAACAGUUUCCUUUGGGGGAAUCAAAAUCUUCGAUGAAAAGACAGGGCUACUACAGCAUCACCAUGCAGUUCAUGAAAUUUCAUACAUCGCAAAGGAUAUCACAGACCACCGAGCGUUUGGAUAUGUAUGUGGAAAGGAGGGAAAUCAUAGAUUUGUGGCAAUAAAAACAGCCCAGGCAGCUGAACCUGUAAUCCUGGACUUGAGAGACCUGUUUCAGCUCAUCUAUGAACUGAAACAAAGGGAAGAAAUGGAAAAAAAGGCACAAAAGGACAAACAGUGUGAACAAGCGGUAUACCAGACAAUUUUGGAAGAAGAUGUAGAAGAUCCUGUAUACCAGUACAUUGUGUUUGAGGCUGGACACGAGCCGAUCCGUGAGCCUGAAACGGAAGAAAACAUUUAUCAGGUUCCUACCAGCCAAAAGAAGGAAGGUGUUUAUGAUGUGCCAAAAAGUCAACCUGUAAGUCUGGAGAAUGGAAACUUAUUGCUGGACAUUGAUGAAAAUCUUGUUUCAGUCACUCAGGCUGUUACCCAACUAGAGCUUUUUGGGGACAUGUCCACUCCUCCUGAUGUAACCUCUCCCCCAACUCCUGCUACUCCAGGUGAUGCCUUUAUCCCAUCUUCAUCCCAGUCACUUCCUGCUAGUACAGACAUGUUUGGUUCUGUACCUUUCAGCACUGCUGCCGUACCCUCAGGUUAUGUUGCCAUGGGAGCUGUUCUGCCCUCAUUCUGGGGACAGCAACCACUUGUUCAACAGCAGUUGGCCAUGGGUGCUCAGCCUCCAGUUGCUCAGGUGAUGCAGGGAGGACAGCCGAUAGCAUGGGGCCAGCCUGGUAUUUUUCCUCCUACUCAGCAGCCGUGGCCAUCUGUAGCUGGUCAGUUCCAACCAACUGCCUUCAUGCCAACACAAACUGUUUUGCCUUUACAAGCAGCCAUGUUUCAAGGUACCAUUGCUCCUAUAGCUACUGUUCCACCCACAAGUGAUUCCAACAGAUCGAGUCCACAGACAGACAGGCCCAGACAGAAAAUGGGAAAAGAAAUGUUUAAAGAUUUCCAGAUGGCUCAGCCUCCACCAGUGCCAUCAAGAAAACCAGAUCAGCCUUCCCUCAGUUGUACCUCAGAGGCCUUCUCAAGUUACUUUAAUAAAGUUGGGAUGGCACAGGAAGCAGAUGAUUGUGAUGACUUUGACAUCUCUCAGUUAAAUUUGACUCCUGUGACUUCCACAACACCAUCUACAAAUUCACCUCCAACCCCUGCACCCAGACAGAGUUCUCCAUCAAAAUCAUCAGCAUCUCAUACCAGUGAUCCUGCUGCAGAUGACCUCUUUGAAGAGGGGUUCGAAAGCCCAAGCAAAAGUGAGGAGCCAGAGGCUCCUGAUGGGUCUCAGGCCUCCUCCACAAGUGAUCCAUUUGGUGAGCCAACUGGUGAUACUAUAAGUCCACAGGUCGGUAGCUAGAUAGCACAGGUUGGGGAAGCAGAACCUCUCUACGCCCAGAUUAACAGACCUAAGAAAUAGCAUUGUUACAGGCUUGUGGUGCUCCAAGACUCAAACGAAACCCAACAACCUGGCAGGCCUUUGGCUUUCAUGCUUUUUUCCAAUUGAUUUUGUCUGACAAGGAGAGAGAUUGCCCUCCUGGACUGGCUCUUCGAGUGUUCCUGAUGUGUUUUUUUUGGCAACCAAUGGCAGAUUCCUAUGGCAGCACAAAAUAAAAACUCUCCCUGCUUAUCGUACCACGAGUCCAGCCCCAUCCCCACAAGUGGUGGGCAUCCAGGCUGGGAAAUCUAACUCCUCAGUCUUCUUUUAAAGAUUUGUUAUCUUCUAUGUGCCACAUAUUGAGUAAUAGACAUUCCUUUUUCUUUUGAGCAAAAAGCAGGGUCUGUAUGUAGCAGUGGCACUAUCAUUCAACAGCCUUUGGGGCAAAAGUUGGCACUUUUUAUGUCACGGUGACAAGUUUUUCAUCAUCAUUUGCAUCAGGCGAUCUUGACCUUUUUUUUUUUUCCCUAUGUAGACAUAUUGAAAUAACAACAACAAAAAAUACUGGUGGUGUCUUCUUUUUUUUUUUUUUUUUUUUUAAUUUUAUUUCUUAUUCUGUAGUUUUGUAUGAGUGACAGAUCUAACUGCAAAACACCUCCUGCGGAAACAGUUCCCAACUCGAAACCACAGAACGAAACUCGGUUGUUUAUCCAUCCUGACUGAAAUGUUGCCAAAUGGACCUUUAAGUUCUAGCACAUCAUGAGGAAGAAAUGCUGCUUUCUGUUGGAAUACUCAUGUUGUGGGUAGAGAAAGGACCUGGAGUCCCACUGAGGAAAGACAAAAGAGUCAGUAUUUCCUAGGAAACUCUAAACAAAUUACAGAAAAGGAAUAUUUUUAUUUCUUCAGUAUCUUGCUGCUGUAAUGCUAUGCAGACAAGUGUUUUCUUCUCUGUGUGCCAUUUUUGAUGAAAAAAAAUCAUUUGCCAAAUAAUACUGGUAUGCUUCUGGUUUAGGAGUUUGGAUGAAGCGGACUUUACAAAUGGGACAAGGACGGCAUGGAUUUUGGAAUAACAAACUGAUUCUGUGAUCAAAUUGUUCAUCUUUAUCACUUUUUGUACAUCAGAAAAAUCAAAUGGGAUUUUUAUUUUAUAACUUGAAAAAGAAAUCUUACUGUUAAACUCUUUAAAUGUUUAAGGGGAAAUGGCUUUAAGGAGUUCGAAUGAAAAUUGCCAGUUUUUUUGUAAAUAUAAAUGUUAUGAAAAUUCUUUUACUAAUGCCAUUACACAGUAGAGAAGGUAGCAAGUUGCAGUGCUUGGGAGGGGUGGCAAACCCAAUUUGUGGUUCUCACAUCACAUAUGUUUUUUCACAUGCUUACAAUAAUGGGCUGAAGCUCAAGUGCAUUUGCCAAAAGCAGUCAGCUUGUCAGCAACUAGUAAAAUUAAUGGGAACACAUGAUUUUAUGGUCUAGCGUUAUCACACGGACAUAUUCCACUUACAAGAGCUCACAUUUCAUAGACAUUCCUUUGAACCUCUGCAUAGAAGUCAUCAAACUGUUUACACACAGAACAAAAGAAUUUAAAACUUCCUUUUUUUACAUUUAUGAAGCAAAAGUGCAGUGUUUGGGUUCAUAUGUUUAGCACAUGAUUUUCAUAAAGAAUCUAUAUAUUUUUGCCCUACAGAGAAUUGUUAUACAGGUCAAAUGUGUUUUCCUGAUGUUCCUAUGCAGUUACAGUAUAUUGAAUUUAGUGGUUUAACACUAAAAAGACAAAAAAAGAAGAAAAAAAAAAGUAAAAAAAAAAAAAAAAAAAAAAAAAAAAAAAAAAAAAAAGUAAAAAAAAAAAAAAAAAGAAAAAUAGAAAAAGGAAAAAAGGUUAAAGAAAUCAAAUGAUUAAUCAGUUUUUAGGGUUAUUGUGCAGAUUUUGUUUUUAAAUUGACACAUUAGGAUUUACAUUUUUUGUCAUGAUUAAAAUAGGCCUGGAGUUAUAAAUGUUUUACUUUCUUUCAUCUCUAUUAUAAGCUAAAAAUGGUUUAGAAGACAAAAUAACUGGGGUGGCAACUGUUGGUAUGUGCAAAAAAAUCUCCCAACAUGAUUCCAGUCUUUUAUUUUGAAUUAGAGAAAUUAGAGAAAUGUGCGUUACCAAAUGUAUGUGAAUGAAAAAUUAGCUGUUAAUAGACCUAACGAACCUGCAGAGAAGAGAACUUUUAUCCUCAUUCAUGGUCAUUUGAUGCUUCUUCCUUAGUCAUGUGCAAACAGCUUUGUAGCAAAUCUUAUUUUCCCACCUGAAGAAAGAUCAAGUUUUCUAACUGGAAAAGAUAUUUAAAACUUGGCAGAUUGAGUGUUUCAGGAUUAAAAGCAGAGGUAAAAGUGUUUCUAAAGAACAUUUCUGUAAGAAUAUUUUCAUGAUUUGCACAGUGGUGCUACUUUCUUCCUCAGUGGCUUUUUUUGGGUUUUGUCCUACAUGUGGAACCUCAAAGACAGUUUUGGUUCAUCAUAGACAUUUGAGGUUUAGUAUUGUCAGUGCAUUUCCAGUUAUGGGGUAAAAUGAUGAAAGAAGAGAUUUAUGUCUCAGAGGAUCCAUUGACAUCAUAUUUGUAGGAAGCGGAUCAUUCACGAAUAGGUGCCGAGGGAAUGAGGCUGGAAUUCUAGUGUCUCCUGAGAGACAGCUGGACCAUCACCACAGACCUUUGUCUUACCUUUACCAACUCUCAUAAAUAAAAAACAGUUCCAAAUUGUCUUGUCAUAUGAUUGUCCUUGUCAUGGUUGAGAUGCUGAGUCGAGAGGGCUGGAGGGCCUCUACACUGUACCAGUAUUGUAGAUAACUGAAAUAUCCAGCUUGUGCAAUUGUUUAAUCCCUCAUCCUUCACUAGCACUAAAUUCGUCACUUUAAAUUUAAAAACCAGGGAAUCCCACCAGCCAUCCUGUAAUCAUCCCCUGUAGGUUCUUGAUCUUUACCUGUCAUGAAAAAAUAUUUUGAUAGAUCGUAGUCAUCCAAGUGUCUGAUGAAACCUUUCAUCUAAUAACGUACUGGGCACCUUCUUUGCAAAGAUGUUUACUCCGUGGUUUUCAUUCAUUUUUAUUUCUGCAUUCUGACACUUAUUUUUUUAAUAAAGAUGAGAAAGAUAAAAUGACUGUUUCAGUACAUUUCUAAACCUACUUUAACUUUACCUCAGAUAAUGACCAUUUGUUAACAUAUACGGACACAUUAUUUUUAACGUUAUGUAUAACGCAUUCAACAGCAACGAAAGAAACCAACAAAUUUUUAGAAAUUUUCCAUUAAUUUCUGUAACACACCAUGUAAUACUGUUAUGAAUAAAAACAUUAAAAAAA
Molecule: messenger RNA, 5629 nt
Organism: Empidonax traillii (willow flycatcher)
Lineage: Eukaryota; Metazoa; Chordata; Aves; Passeriformes; Tyrannidae
Gene: DAB1
Product: DAB1, reelin adaptor protein
Exons: 16
Coding region: 572-2284 (570 amino acids)
Biological process (GO): ventral spinal cord development; lateral motor column neuron migration
Source: RefSeq, a predicted model, not a curated record